ACGCGCGGCGGAGAGGCCUGCGCGCCAGGCUGCGGGAGCCAUGCGGCGGGCGAGAAGCGGCGGGGCGACCAAGCCACGCGGGCAGAAGCGGCCGGGGACCUCCAGGGCCCCUGCCUCGGCCCCUAGUGCCGAUCGCGCACGGCGGCCCGCGGUUCAGGCCGGGGGCGGGAGCCGGGCGGCGGCGAGGCAGCCGGCGGCCAAGCGACGGUCGCCGCCGGUGCAGGAGGCGGGCCCCGGGGAGCCGCCGCCGGUGCCGCCGUUGCCCCCGCCUCCGCCCGCGGCGCUCACCGCGUCCGAGCUGGACCUGGGCGAGCAGCGGGAGCGCUGGGAGACCUUCCAAAAGCGGCAGAGGCUCAGCUUCGAGGGCGCCGCCAAGCUGCUGCUGGACACUUACGAAUACCAGGGCCUGGUGAAACACACAGGAGGCUGCCACUGUGGGGCCGUGCGCUUUGAAGUUUGGGCCUCGGCUGACCUGCACAUCUUUGACUGCAACUGCAGCAUCUGCAAGAAGAAGCAGAACAAACACUUCAUUGUCCCAGCUUCUCGCUUCAAGCUUCUGAAGGUCUCCUUCCCUGGGUCAGGAGGGCCUCCUGGAAGCACAUCUGGUCAUGUCUGCACUCCUGGCCCCAGGGCCUUGGCAAUGAGUGGCCCCUCAGUGAGCGUCUGGAAGGAGAAGCUGAGAUUUAAUCCCGGGCACUUUGGGGAGCCGAUAGCAUCACCACGUACACCUUCAAUACCCACAAGGCACAGCACACCUUCUGUAAGCGCUGUGGCGUCCAGAGCUUUUAUUCUCCCCGCUCUAACCCUGGAGGCUUCGGGAUUGCCCCCCACUGCCUGGACGAGGGCACCGUGCGCAGCGUGGUGGUGGAAGAGUUCAAUGGCAGCGACUGGGAGAAGGCCAUGAAGGAGCAUAAGACCAUCAAGAACAUGUCCAAGGAAUGAGCUCCCACGCCUCCUGUCCAGGAAGGGCCUACGGCCUCUGCAGUCUGCUCCGGCCACCAGUGUCUUCAGGCAGCUCUUGUCCUCCCCUAGCUGAUUUUGACAUAGGCUAGUUACCCUUCUGUCCCCUUUCCUGACUUUUGUGCGAUCUUCUAGAGAAAUAAAUAUUUUUAACA
Bubalus bubalis (water buffalo) is the source of this 1115-nucleotide messenger RNA. RefSeq names its product centromere protein V (gene CENPV). NCBI's taxonomy places the organism in Eukaryota, Metazoa, Chordata, Mammalia, Artiodactyla, Bovidae. The transcript is spliced from 6 exons. Gene Ontology annotation, biological process: regulation of chromosome organization; pericentric heterochromatin formation; positive regulation of cytokinesis. Gene Ontology annotation, molecular function: carbon-sulfur lyase activity. The record is from RefSeq and is a predicted model, not a curated record. Bases 41 to 904 code for a protein of 287 amino acids. Gene Ontology annotation, cellular component: nucleus; kinetochore; spindle midzone.